This is a messenger RNA of Pygocentrus nattereri (red-bellied piranha), 2134 nucleotides long. RefSeq lists its product as uncharacterized. NCBI's taxonomy places the organism in Eukaryota, Metazoa, Chordata, Actinopteri, Characiformes, Serrasalmidae. The transcript has a single exon. Bases 39 to 671 code for a protein of 210 amino acids. The record is from RefSeq and is a predicted model, not a curated record.
ACUAUAAACAGCUCUGUCAGUAUGGUUCUAUACCAUAAAUGAUCAAGAUGGCAAAGCGAUUCACUGUUCAGAGUGCCUUACAGCUGAUAUUGGAGGAGACAGAGGGUUCUCAUAGUGAUGCAGAAGAAGUAGUUUCGGAAUAUGAAGAUCACAUUUCUGAAAAUUCAGAGUCUGACAGUGAGUUUGAAGAGAAGGAUCAGCAUCAGUCAGCUCCAAAGCAUAAAAGAGCCUCAGGACCAACCCAUCAGCAUCCAGGACUAUGUGAGCAGCCAGCCAUAGGACCAGCCUGUCAGCCAGCUCCAAAAUGCAAGCAAACCACAGGACCAGCCCAUGAGAAGCUAGCCACUUUCCGGCAGUAUAUCCCAUCUAAACCUGCCAAGUAUGGUAUAAAGAUUUGGGCUGCCUGUGAUGCUGCUUCAUCUUAUGUGUGGAACUUGCAGGUCUACACAGGGAAAUGCAAUGGAGGAGCCCCUGAGAAAAAUCAAGUAAUGAGAGUGGUCCUCAAUAUGGCUCAGGGACUUUCUGGACACAACAUCACAUGUCAGAAUUUUUUCACAUCACACCAGCUAGGACAAGAUCUGUUAAAGCGGAAGCUGACUAUGGUGGGAACAGUACGCAAAGGCAGGUCUGAGCUCCCUCCCCAGCUCACUGAAAACAGAGGACAGGCCUGACCAGUCAUCAAAGUUUGUGUACACGGCUGACACGACCCUGGUAUCGUAUAUACCAAAGAAAGGUGGACAGAAAAACACAAUAUACAUGCACCCAGUGCAAGAAAUACAUAUGCAACACACACACAGUGAAACUCUGCCCUUCAUGUGUAGUAUAAUGGUAUGGUAUGAAAAUGGCCACAUUCAAUGGGGGUAAUGUGUUCAGUGGGGCUUAACUGACCUGAGCAAGUCAAAUAAAAAAAAAUCCAUUUUAGUUUUGGAAAAACAUGUUUCAUUUGUUCAUUUCUUGUUAUUUUUUCUGUUAUGCCUGUUUUAUGAUGCAUGUCCUUAUGUUACAUUUUAAAUUAAAAAAAUUAACCAAAACGAGUGGCAUUUCUAUUCAUAAAUGUGAUUUAACAAAGGUAAACGCCACAAAUUUAACCCAUGUGUUGUUUAUAUUACUUGCAAUUGGGAUAAAGUAAACAUCUGCUGAGUAUAUUAAAAUAAGAUAAUUGAUUAUGUUAAAUUAAAAGCCCCAAAAUGCAUCGGGUCCACCAGACCCAGCAGGACUCUUUAUGUAACAAAAAAACGAAGACCCUAUAAGGGUUAAAUUACUAAGUAUUGUUCUCCACAGUGGUGAUAAGAGCCAGACCUCAGAAGAGCUCAAUGCCUCUAAAAGCUACCUCACAAAAACUACAACAUCUACUGCCUGAUGCUGAAACAUUGUUUUACAAGCAGGUCAUUUUAAUGCAAAUAAGAACCGAAAAGGAAAAAAUUACCUUUAUUUUACCAUUAUUAACAUUGCAUAUACAAUCUCAAGAAACACAUGGCAGUUCAUUGGUUAUUUUAGAUAGUAAACUGUAAAAGUAAAAUGGCUCGAUUUGCAUUGUAGACAUCGCAACCCCUGGUUCCUGUCACUACCACUUUAAAGAAAUCUGGGUCAGUAAGUUUCUCUACAGUGAAUUAUUUCUCAACAAACCACUUUUAAUGACUUUGUUUGCAGAAAUAUUGAAAAAUCUGUUGAAUUUAUAUAAAAAGUACACUUCCACUUGAGAUUGUAAAUGAGGUAGAAAUACAGCAAAGUUUCACAAGGGAAGAUUGUGUUAAGAUGGUGAUGUCAUUUAAUUGAAUGAAGUUCUUGGCAAAGAAAGAAUGCAAAGCAUGUUGAACAAAAGCUUAACUGUAACUAUUUUAAUUUGACCAUAUACAAUCUAAUAUUCUGCUCACCUAAAAUGUGGAAUUGAAAACAAAAAAAUACUCUUUCAAAACAAUAAAACACACAGAGCUUAAAAAGGUGACUUGUACUUCUGCCUCAUAUUUGUUGAACUGAUUGAAGUAAAUAUGUUUAAAAUGUUUAGUUUUACAUUUUACACUGUACAUUUUUUUUUUCUAAUGAAGCCAAAGCACACAUUUUGUGCUGUAUCAUCAAAAUAUGAAUUCUGUCUAAUGGUAAAGACCUUAAGAAAAUAAAGUUCAUCCUGAAUUUU